This is a messenger RNA of Pochonia chlamydosporia 170, 258 nucleotides long. RefSeq lists its product as hypothetical. The transcript has a single exon. Bases 1 to 258 code for a protein of 85 amino acids. The record is from RefSeq and is a predicted model, not a curated record. NCBI's taxonomy places the organism in Eukaryota, Fungi, Ascomycota, Sordariomycetes, Hypocreales, Clavicipitaceae.
AUGUCGUUGACAUGCAACAUGAACGGGAUAGACAAGGUUGGCUGGUCGUAUUUGCUUCAGGCGUUGGCCAUGUCUGAACAGAUGGAGCUAUUCGAAGUGCCUCCAGCGACUACUUCACGCGAAAUGAGAGUAGCCCGUGCUAAUACUGCGUGGGCGGUGUUUUGCUGGCAAGCGUAUGCAUCAUUCUUUCUUCUCUCAUUUUCUCUCUCUCGCUCGUCCUUUCUGACUCAAAGGUCACUCUCUACCCUUGGCGUCUGA